Messenger RNA from Capsella rubella, 2177 nucleotides. RefSeq names its product acid beta-fructofuranosidase 4, vacuolar. Gene Ontology annotation, biological process: carbohydrate metabolic process. The transcript is spliced from 7 exons. Bases 72 to 2054 code for a protein of 660 amino acids. The record is from RefSeq and is a predicted model, not a curated record. NCBI's taxonomy places the organism in Eukaryota, Viridiplantae, Streptophyta, Magnoliopsida, Brassicales, Brassicaceae. Gene Ontology annotation, molecular function: beta-fructofuranosidase activity.
UGCUCUUUCUCGUGUCACCAAAUCUGAAAAAGGAGAACGAGGAAAAAGAAAAAAAAAACUCGAAAACGAAAAUGGCGAGCUCCGAUGCUCUCUUGCCAAUCUCCGCCAGAGAAGAAGACCCAUUAUGCCCUUACACGAGAUUACCCGACGGUUCAAGAUCCGACCCGGAAACCCAUCCCCGGAGAAGACCCUUUAAAGGUCUCCUCGCCGUCUCUUUCGGGCUUCUCUUCAUCGCCUUCUACGUCGCCCUCAUCGCCACGCACGACGGAUCUAGAUCCAACGAAGCUGCGGUCGAUGAAACGUCGUCACGUGCACGUCUCGCUGGUGUGUCGGAGAAAAGGAAUGAUGUGUCGUGGAAACUUUCCGGUGACCGGAACACGCCGGCGUUCGAAUGGAACAACAGUAUGUUGUCGUGGCAACGAACGGCGUUUCAUUUCCAGCCUGAGGAGAAUUGGAUGAACGAUCCUAAUGGUCCAUUGUUCUACAAGGGAUGGUAUCAUUUCUUCUACCAAUACAACCCAAACGCAGCUGUAUGGGGUGACAUUGUCUGGGGUCACGCCGUGUCUAAGGACCUAAUCCAUUGGGUCCAUUUGCCCUUAGCCAUGGUCGCUGAUCAAUGGUACGACUCCAAUGGUGUGUGGACCGGCUCAGCCACAAUCCUCCCCGAUGGCUCUAUAGUCAUGCUCUACACCGGCUCCACCGACAAAGCCGUGCAGGUCCAAAACCUUGCCUACCCUGAGGACCUCAACGACCCACUCUUGUUGAAAUGGGUCAAGUACCCUGGAAACCCGGUUCUAGUACCACCUCCCGGUAUUCUCCCCAAGGACUUCCGUGACCCAACUACGGCGUGGAAAACAUCAGAAGGAAAAUGGCGGAUCACCAUUGGUUCCAAGAUCAACAAAACCGGAAUUUCACUUGUGUACGACACCACCGACUUUAAAACAUACGAGAAACUUGACACAUUGUUGCACGGAGUUCCCAAGACGGGUAUGUGGGAGUGCGUUGACUUCUACCCGGUGUCUAAGACCGAGAGCAAUGGGCUUGACACUUCUGUCAAUGGACCGGAUGUGAAGCACAUCGUCAAGGCUAGCAUGGACGACACAAGGUUCGACCAUUAUGCCGUAGGCACGUAUUUCGAAUCAAACGGAACAUGGAUCCCGGAUGAUCCUACUAUCGAUGUCGGGAUGAGUUCCAGUUUAAGAUAUGAUUACGGAAAGUUCUAUGCUUCAAAGACGUUUUACGACCAGAACAAGGGUCGAAGAAUCUUGUGGAGUUGGAUUGGUGAAUCUGAUAGUGAGGCUUCUGAUGUACAAAAGGGUUGGUCUUCUCUUCAGGGUAUCCCAAGAACCGUUGCCCUGGACACAAAGACAGGGAAGAACUUGGUCCAAUGGCCAGUGGAAGAAAUCAAAUCUCUUAGACUAAGCAGCAAGAAAUUCGAUCUCGAAGUCAGUCCCGGGUCAGUAGUACCGGUCGAUGUGGGUACCGCGACUCAACUAGACAUCGAAGCAGAAUUUGAAAUCAAGAAAGAAUCCCUCGAGAAAAUCCUCGGAGACUCUUCAGUGGUGGCUGAGGCUGAGGAAUUCAGCUGCGAGAAGAGCGGAGGCUCCACCGUCCGUGGUGCAUUAGGGCCAUUCGGAUUCUCGGUUCUCGCCACUGAGAGCUUGUCGGAGCAAACACCGGUUUACUUCUAUAUAGCUAAGGGAAAAGAUUCAAAACUUAAAACAUUCUUCUGCACAGACACCUCAAGGUCAUCUGUUGCAAACGAUGUCAUCAAACCAAUAUACGGUAGCGUCGUACCAGUCCUAAAAGGAGAGAAACUCACCAUGAGAAUUUUGGUGGAUCAUUCAAUAGUAGAAGCAUUUGGACAAGGUGGAAGAACAUGCAUAACAUCAAGAGUUUAUCCAACAACAGCAAUCUAUGGAGCAGCGAAGCUCUUCUUGUUCAACAACGCUCUCGAUACAACUGUUACGGCGUCGUUUAAAGUAUGGCAAAUGAACAGUGCUUUCAUUCAUCCUUACUCUGAGGAAGCUGUCCGUGCUCUCACCCGCGCCUAAUUAUUUUUCCCUCCCUCCCCCAAUUUUUUUCACAUAUAGAUUUAUCUGUAAUAAAUAAUGUUUUUUAUUAUGGUUCUUUUCCAAUUUAGCCGUUUAAUUAUUAAUAUUUUAUUUGAUCUUUGA